This is a messenger RNA of Hirsutella rhossiliensis, 1350 nucleotides long. Its product is annotated as centromere DNA-binding protein complex CBF3 subunit. The transcript has 3 exons. Lineage: Eukaryota; Fungi; Ascomycota; Sordariomycetes; Hypocreales; Ophiocordycipitaceae. The record is from RefSeq and is a predicted model, not a curated record. Bases 1 to 1350 code for a protein of 449 amino acids. Gene Ontology annotation, molecular function: DNA binding.
AUGGCCGCGGACGACUCGUACACGGCAGCUGACGAGCGCGCCGUGCCGCCCGGAGGGCGGGCAUCCAGGCGAAGAAGGACGAACAGCCGGCGAACACGGCGCGGAGUUACGCGGCGAAGCAGCGGGAGUGGAAGGCGCGUCCCCGGCCGGUCCUCCACUUCGAUCCCUGCCUGGUGCCAUGCGCCUCGGGCUGCAGAAGACGGCGAGCUCUAUAGCUGGCCCGACGGCGAGCUCGUAACGCCGGACAAGCUGGCGGCGUGGCUCAAAGAGGAUAUCCUGUUACGACGCGUUGUGCCGCCGCAGAAGAAGCCGCGCGCGGGUAAGGUUAGGGGCAACGGCAACGGCGAGGCCGUACAGGUACGGCAACAGCGCGAACAGGAGCAGCUCGAGGCCACGGCCAUGGCAGAGGCCGAAAGCCUGGCCGAAGCUUUGGAGGUCCCCCUGGCCGAGGCCGCCGAGCUGCUCGCUGACGACCGCGAGGGCUACGUGCCAUCCACAGGCCUCGCGACGGCUGCAGUAGACCUUACCGAAGGCGACGGGAUCCAGGCCAGCUACCUCCCCGAUGAAUGGCUUCGGAUCCAGGAUCUCCUUCUCACUGGCGCCGCGUAUACGCCGCAAAACCUCCGUACGCGAGUCGACCUCCUCUUCGGCCACUACUACCUCUUACGGGGGGAGAACCGCCGCAAGAUGGAGCUUGCAGACCUAUCCCUACUCGACUAUCCGCCUUCGGAGGGCCCGACCCCCUGUAGUUGCCUGGUAAGCCUUUUACGGGACGGCAAGCUAAAUAAGACGGCGAGGAAGGAGUUUAUGGGCGCGCUCCGGCACAAGGACCCCUUAUUCUGUACGGGCCCUAGCACAGCUCUUCUUUGGCGCUGGCACGUCGCCGGCGAACCGCCCCGUCCUUCCGGCGCCGUCAGGACUGGUAUCGGAUCAAGGUCCUCGUCGGGCGGGACCGCGAGCAGGAGCUCGUACCCGACGCAGCUACAAGAGACCUGGCGUAUCUUCGGCGCUGCCGGCCUUAUCGCGUCGAAGAAGACGCACCUCCCGCGCAGGGUGGGCGCCCAGGACGCGGAGACCCAUGGCACGUCGCUCGCCCAGAUCUCGCAGGCCGGCCGCUGGAACCAGAGCGUGCUCUGCCAGGCAUAUCUUACGCACCUACCGCGGCAGUUCAUGCGUAUCGUCGCCGGCUUCUCGGCUUCCCCGGGGGACUACUUCCUCGCGCGUGCGGCUCACGAACCCCCGUACGUCUUACAACGGACUAUUCCUCACUUGGCUUUGAAGGACGGAUCGAGGACCAUCCAGAAUUCACCGUGCUCACGGACACUGCAACACAAGUUCGUGGCGUUUUAA